AUGGGCGGGCAGAGGGUGGAGGACGGCCGCCCGCCGUCCAAUCUGCAGCGCUUCCUCGACUGCACCACCCCGACAGUCGACACGCACAUUCUCCCCAAGACCAAUGGCCGGCUGUCCAAUGACGCGUGGCACCAUGCCGACGCCGACAGCCUCGAGUACUUCAACCUCGCCGACCUGUGGGAGCAGUACUACGAGUGGAGCGCGUACGGCGCCGGAGCCACCGUGCAGCUGCACGGAGGGGACAAGGUGGUUCAGUACUACGUCCCGUACUUGUCAGGGAUACAGCUAUACACCAACAAAGUCCUCAAUGCAUCCAGGAGUUUUGGUGAGGAUUAUGGCAUGGACUUCUGGAGCGAUGAUGACGACAAUGAGAAGAUGUCAAGAUCCUGGAGCUCAACAUCUGACGACUCAUUUAACUGCGACGUGGUAGGAGGGAACAGGAGGCGACCUGGCCAUUUGUACUUUGAGUUCUUUGAAGUUUGCUCUCCUUAUGGAAGGAUCCCCCUCAUGGAUAAGGUAUAUGAAUUAUCCCAGGGCUUUCCUGGGUUGACAUCGCUGAAGAGUGUCGACCUUUCGCCUGUCAGUUGGAUGUCAGUUGCCUGGUAUCCUAUCUACCACAUUCCCUACCAACGCAAUGUGAAGGACUUGUCUGCGUGCUUCCUAACUUACCAUACCAUUUCCUCUUCAUUUCAAGAUCACACACCGGAGACCAUGACCUAUGGCUCAGCUGCCAGUGGGAAACAGAAUGACCAGAAGGCCAACACAGUAUCACUAGCCCCGUUUGGACUCGCAGCAAACAAGAUACAGGGCUCUCUGUGGACCAACCCCAGGACAGGAGAUCAUAAGAGGAUCGUCUCCCUCUUCGGCGCAGCAGACUCUUGGCUUAAGCAGCUUGGAGUCCGGCACCAUGACUUCAACUACUUCGUCACUCACUCCAUGUGA
Messenger RNA from Triticum turgidum subsp. durum (durum wheat), 942 nucleotides. The record is from the annotation of a GenBank genome assembly. NCBI's taxonomy places the organism in Eukaryota, Viridiplantae, Streptophyta, Magnoliopsida, Poales, Poaceae.